Messenger RNA from Colletotrichum abscissum, 1164 nucleotides. RefSeq lists its product as uncharacterized. The coding region runs from base 1 to 1164 and encodes 387 amino acids. NCBI's taxonomy places the organism in Eukaryota, Fungi, Ascomycota, Sordariomycetes, Glomerellales, Glomerellaceae. The transcript has a single exon. The record is from RefSeq and is a predicted model, not a curated record.
AUGGACUUCCUCCCGUGCACGCCCAGCCCGAGUGAUGCUUCUUUCGGCAGCAUUAGCAGCAGCAGCAUCAGCAGUCGUAUCGGCAGCAUCGACUGCAUGGCAGACACGUCGGUAACCGAUUUUUCUGACAGCAGAACUUCGACCCCGUCAACUGGCGAAAACAUGGAGGCGAAGCUUCUCGACUAUUUUGACGGCGUGCCAUCUGACUGGAACAACCGUCCGGGAUGCUUACCUGCACCUCAAGAUCUUGACUGGUUGCUACCUUACAGUAUCGACAUCAACAGCCCCCUUUACGACACAAACUUUCCCAUGGAAGACCUCCUCGCUCUGGAAAUGCCUAGCCCCACGUUCACUUCAUCAUGCUUCUCAAUGGAACAAUCAUCACCUUCUCAGUCAAUGCACCAGUACAUGGGCAUCUCAACGCCGGACUCACUACCGGAACUUGGAAUGUCGUAUUCAAAUCACACUCCAAGAACCGAACAAACAAAGUUAAGCCCAGUAUCAACACCUGAUGUGAGCCAAGGGAGCGAGACACACCAGCAACUAUCUAUUCCAAUGAGCGUCCCUGAGCACACAUCUCAUUCCACAAUGACCAAGGAAUGCAACUGCUUCUCUCUCGUCUGCCAAUUGCAGGAGUCAGUGUACCACCACACGCAACUUUCAAGUGAGAUGGACUCACAAGUGCCGCUCGGCAUACUUCUCGACAUUGAGAGCUCCAUACACCAGACUGAAGAAACUAUCCGACACUGCCAGGAUUGUAAGCCGCGCUCAUCUCACUUCAUGAUGAUGCUAUGUCCCGUCAUCGACUGGGUCGUCGAUAGCUUAGGCAAGGUUCUCCUCCGCGGAGCUGCUCCCGGCAGCGCAUCACCGCCAUACGAGCAACCAACCAAAAGUGCGCCGCAGGUCGGCGACUCAGGUCUAAGCGGCGGAAACGGCGGACACGGCGAGAUCCCAAACCUGUGUAUUUACGAAUUGCUCAAGGGCCGACUUCGGAGACUUGGGCGGAUACUCAAUGGGAUAGGUGGCGAAACACAGAAAGAUCCGGCCGAUGAGUCUGCCUAUUUGGAUUCGGACUGUUUGGUGAAUGCAAUGGGGACCAUGGGGCAGGAGAUCCGCACAAAGUUAGAAUACCACCUCCGGUUAGUGGAAAUAUGGCUGUCUUGA